This is a messenger RNA of Symbiodinium natans, 927 nucleotides long. Lineage: Eukaryota; Dinophyceae; Suessiales; Symbiodiniaceae. The record is from the annotation of a GenBank genome assembly.
AUGGCAGAAGAUGUGCCUCUUUUGGCUUCGCUGCUGUGUCAGGGCAGCUUCCUCCUAGUGAGAUGUCUGCUGGUUGCGGGGCUGAUUCCAGCCUGUGCGCAAGAGUCACUGGGCGAGGACAUCUUCGUGACACAGCGAUGGGGCUCCCCGCGCGAGAAGCAGCUAACCCAAGAGCUGCGCCUGUGGAGCUCGAGAGCCAUGGAGGAGAGCCAUCGAGUGGUGGCAGCAAUGACAACCACACCGACCCGGAUUCAGUUGAUCGAGGGAGCUGUCGACAGCCUGCUGAAUCAGAGCAGGCCUUUGGACGCAGUGUACCUUUUUGUUCCACACACCUUCUUGCGGGAUGGCAGCAGGUACGUGCUUCCUUCCUGGCUGGAGCGCAAGGUGGGUGUCCGAAACUUCCACCUCCGAAGAUGCGAAGACUCAGGGCCCGCCACACACAUGCAGGAGGUGCUCAAGCUGGAGCUGGAUCCCCACACAUACAUCCUUCAAGUAGAUGAUGACCAGGAGUACGGACGUGAGUUGGUGCAGCACUUGCUUAGGGCCACUGGCCCUCUUCCUGGGCGAGCUCUUGGCGCGGCCACGCAGCAUGCCUACAGCUACCUGAAGAGUGCCAUCACGGAGGGCGUCCACGGCGUUCUUUUUCAGAGGAAGUUUUUCGACAGUAGCGUUUUUGACUACACUGGCUUCUCGGAAUCUUGCAAGCUGCACGACGACCUUUGGCUCUCGGCACACCUGGCACGCAAGGCGUUGCGGCGGGAGUCUUUGACUUCCCGCUUUGGUAGCAAGCCGCUGGGCUUCGGCUUUCGUGCCGAUGCGCUCUUCCAGGGCGGCGCAGGGACGGACAACCAAUGGAACUUUUUCGCCUGCAUGUCCUCGCUGCUGGAGGCGCAGCCCAACCUGUGGGAACCGGAGGACGAAGCAUGA